UGGUCGGAGGUGGUCGGAGAUUGCUGAAGGAGAAAGAACUUUGACUUGAUCUCUGGCAGGGGCUUUGGCUCUUAGCAUUUGUGGGAUCUCUAAUCCCUUUAAAUAAGCCAGAUCACUGCCCCUCAGAAGACCAGUCAGCUUAGGGGGCUGGGGGGGGGGUGAGGGUAGGGCCAGCCUGCUGGCCAGAGGGCAGGUGAAAGAACAGCAGAUGAGUCUGCUCUGCAUUGCUGAGCUCCUCAAGUGGGACUGAGCCAAGGUGCAGUGGUGCCCCAUGGGGAACAUUCUGACCUGUUGUGUGGGCUCCAAGGCCAGCCGCAAGCCGGGCCGGCGCAAGGGGCCAGUGGAGCCAGAUUACGAGUCUGAGAUCUGUGGAGCAGUGGCGGGAGCUGCCGUGGCACAAGCACCUGCUUCCCAGGAGACUGAGGAGUUUUCCAUGGGAACCAGGCAUGGUCACCACCUGCAGCACAUCAGUGACCAGGAGAGGCCCCGAGGUGAAGCUCUGGAAUCAAACCCUGCUGACCAUCCAAGGGCAAGCACAAUUUUCCUGAACAAAUCUCAUGCAUACACACAAGAUCAGAGGAAAAGCAACUAUUUCAACCACGUGUUUCCAGGGCAGCUUACUAGGAGAUAUAACUCUUGCUCAACGAUAUAUGUAGAUGACAGCACACUCAGCCUGCCUAACUGUGCAGACAUGGUGGAAUGCAUGACCUUAGCAGUAUAUUACCACAUAAAGAACAGAGAUACAAAUAGAUCCCUGGAUAUUUUGGAUGAGAGACUGCAUCCACUCACAAGAGAGAAGCUUCCAGAGGAAUACUUUGAGCAUGCUCCUGAACACAAAUGUAUUUACAGAUUUGUUGCCUUUAUUUUUAGUGCUGCAUGGUUACCAACUGAAUGCGCAAUACUAACUUUGGUCUACUUAGAAAGGCUUGUGUCAUACGCUGAGAUAGACAUCUGUCCUGCUAACUGGAGAAGGAUCCUGCUGGGAGCCAUUCUUCUUGCCACCAAGGUUUGGCACGACGAGACUGUGUGGAACAUAGACUUCUGCAAGGUCCUCGGGGAUGUUUCUCUCAAGGACAUAAAUGAAUUGGAAAGGCAUUACUUGAUCCUGCUCAAGUAUAAUGUUAAUGUGUCUGGCAGUGUGUAUGCCAAAUACUACUUUGAUCUUCGUUCUUUAGCAGUUGAAAAUGACAUACAUUAUGAGUUUGCGCCUCUCACCAGAGAAAGAGCCCAGGACCUAGAGGCCAUGUCUGGAUUGGAUGAAGACAAAGACUUGCGCAGAGCUGCUAUGAGAAGAUCUUCCAGUGAUGGCGUUUUUGGCAUCGGACUGUCUAAAGCCGUCCUCUCUUAGAAGGGAGAAAUGGGGGCUAUGACAUCAUGGAGCCCUCAUUUACAGAGCUGGAGAAGUACCAUCCCUCUUGCUAAAACAAGAAGAACAACAACAAGAACAACAACAACAAGAACAACAACAGCAACAGCAACAGCUAAGUUAGUAUUUUCACCAAAAGGAAAGGCCUUGAAUUUAAGAGCCUCCUGGGCAGUGUCAGCUGCACUGCAUGGGAAGGAGAGAGGCCCUGUCAAAGCAGCAGCGCACUUCCAUCCUCACUGAUGUGAGCAGAGUUGCCAGGUCUGCAGAGCAGAAGCUCCUGGCUCACUCUGGCUUUUGCUUACUCCACCGGCCAAUGCCUGUGAGCUCUGGGAGACUUUUGAAUUGAGAGUUUAAAUUUAAACUAAGUUAAAAUUUUAAUUAUUUUUAAAAAUUAGAUUUAAAACAUUACCCAGAUAAUUGUAUGUUUUUCUACUUGCCUCUCCCCAUGUUGCUGCAUAUGCCUUUAGGGUUGAUGUAGUAUUACUAUUGAAAUGUGGGGAUCUUUUUUAUUGCAUGGGGCUGAAAAUAAAACCCAGGGUCUUAGCCAUGUCCUCGUAGCAGGGUCUCUCCCACUGAGUCCCUUACCCAGCCCCAAACAUGGGAGUGUUCACACUCAUGACACCACUUAGAAGUAGACUGUAGCAUUGUCAGGUAUUGAAGGUUCUUCCUCCCAUGAUAUCAUAAGUUGCUAGUCAUUAUUGUCAAUCAGUUUGAACCAAAAAGCUGCUGGAUAACACUUGCCAGUCAUGUUCUUUGCAAGCACUGCUUGGUAGCACUGUGACAUGUUUGUGGUCUUAAAGAGAAAGCAUCAGUUGAUGCUAUUGACUGUCUAUUUCUAUGAAGUCCAUGCUGCAUCUUGUGAACGAUUAAUGGUGAUUCUCAUUUUCUGAUGAUUAUCCUGCUGUUAAGUAAACAUAUUAGAAGAUAUUUUCAUAAUCCAAACCGACAUAGAGGUCCAGUGAUUGCCCAUCGAUAGUGAAGUACAAGGCGUCCCAAAAGUUUCAGUGCAGUUUUAAGCCAUAGACUACUAUGCCUGUGCCUUCCAGGGACUGUAGCAGGUGUACAAGCCACAAACUUUUACCAGACAGCGUUUGACAGUUUCAGUUUUGCAAAUUUGGAAUAUUAAGAUUUUAUUCUUAAUUUUUUUUCUGGUCUCUCUUAAAGGGAAUAGAAAGAGGAACUGGAACAAAAAUUAAAAUUAAAAGCUUAAUAUUUUACAUUUACAAAAUUAAAACUUUUAGAUGAUAUUUUAUAAUGUUGUAGCUUCUGUACUUCUACUGGUAUCAAAGCUUAAAAUUACACUAAGAUUUUUGGGAUGCUUUGUAUUGCCAAAGAAUUUUCCUCAUAUUUUAAAAUAGUUCUUUGAGAACUAUCUGCUUUGGUCACCUAGAUUUCUUUUCUCUAGAUUUUGUGAAGGAAGAUUUUUAGGAGCAAUGUUAAUUCACAUGUAAUGAAAAGGAAUUGGACCCCAAUAGCAGCAAGUGAUAUGAAAGUUUCUUUUAAAGUUUAGCCUACAUUUCAAGGUGCCCCUUUCAAGUCCUCCUAUUUAAUAGGGAACUUACCUGAGCCUUAAGAACAUUACUGAAGACUUUAAAGAGCAGAGAUUAAGUAAUUUGAGGAGACUUACAAUGUCAUCUAAGGUUGAAAUAUUAAAACAAUCAGUGCUCUUUCCAUAUGAAAUCUAUGUCUCUUCCUUUUCAAAUGUAAUCCUAGGAAUCUUGCCUGUAACAAAGCUCUUGUGGGCUAGGAAUACUUUCUCCCAGUGUAGCAGUGCCUCACGCAACAUUGUGUGCUGUAGUUUCCACCAUUUUAAAAAAGACAUAAGUGAUACCCAGUGGCAUAAGAAAUACCACAAUCUACCACCUCUAAAGAAAAUUAUUUAUGGAGUUUCAAGCUUGAAGAUGUGAAUAUUAGUUGCAGCUUUAUGUUGAAAAAAAUGCUACAACUUAAAGUGGGUUUU
Messenger RNA from Heterocephalus glaber (naked mole-rat), 3326 nucleotides. RefSeq names its product cyclin-Y-like protein 1. The record is from RefSeq and is a predicted model, not a curated record. Gene Ontology annotation, biological process: regulation of cyclin-dependent protein serine/threonine kinase activity. Gene Ontology annotation, molecular function: protein kinase binding. NCBI's taxonomy places the organism in Eukaryota, Metazoa, Chordata, Mammalia, Rodentia, Bathyergidae.